AUGUCAGAGAGAAGGUACGAAAGAUAUACGAGUACUCGUACCGAGGAAACACCAAAUGCCAUCAGUCAAAAUUGUAAAGAAAUUUUAGAAGAAAUAAACCAGAUCCACUUAAUUUUACUGUUAGAUGAAUUAAUUAAAAUUAAUUUAGUGAAUAAACUUAUUAGUGCGAUACAAGAGAUUUUUGAAAGAUUUAGUAGAGUAACUAGGACUUUUGAAGGUUAUUUAGAAACAAUAAAUUGCGAGAUUUAUAUUCAUAGGUUAGCAGAUAGUUUAAUUAAUAAAAAGUCAAUCGUUCUAAAAACUAAUAGCAAUAAUGAAAGAGGGCUUGACAAUGAGUCUUUAAAAAUUAAAAACGUUAGUACAGAGUUGAUAGACCAUUUGAGAUGUUUAGAAGUAUUCGCACAUGAUGCAGCAUAUUCAAAAAGAAAAGAAUUUAUUUCAUUUUUGUCGAUUUCUUCAAAUAAAAUAGAGCUAUUAUUUGAAAAUAGUAUAAAUACAGAAAAAGAGAUUAAUAGACGCGCUAGAGUUCUUAGUUCAUGUUUUCACCCAGAUAGAACUACAAAUCCAAAAAGUCCAUAUGUGCUUCGAGAAAUACAUAAAAGUCAAGGCGACGAGUUAUUCAACCUUAUUUUCGGGUUCAGAGAAUGUUUAUUGAAUAAAUUAAAAAAAAUAUUAGAACUAGAGGGCUAUGAAAAAUACGGAAAUAAACUUUGGCAAAUUACUAUUGAUUAUUAUAACGCAUCAAAAGGACAUUGGAACAAGCUAAAGGUGUUAAAGAAAGAUGAUAUCAAAAAACUCUCUUCAGAAUUAUUAAAACGUGAGUGCAUAAUUAUGGGAGAAUUGACUUACAAUCAAUAUCGAGCAGCAUGCAAAUUAGCAGAUAAAGCUAAACUGCUAAAAAGACAGGUAAAAUUGAGAGGAUGCAUGGCUUUAUGUUUAUAUCUCUCAAACAAAUUUCUAGAAGCCUCAUUAUAUGCUUUUGCAGCAAUUUUUUUACAACUUAUUGUUACGCCAUAUGAAUUAGAUAAUUUUACGCAACAUGAAUUAGAUGAAGCAAAAAAAAUAUUUGAUAAAGUUAAUGGUGGAAGAAAAGAGAAAAAAAAGAAGGGGGAAGACGUGUCUUCUGACUCGAAUACUGAUAUUAAAUUAGCGAAUGACCCUAAUCAUGCAAUGGCUUUAAUAAAAACAAAUAAUUCUUUCAAUAAUAAUGAGAUUAUUCAGAUUUCAAAUUAUGUAAAUAAUUUAGUUAAUAUUAUUACUAACCUAUUUGUUAAAGCUGAACGUAGUUUGAUUUGUUAUCAAACGUCAUAUGAGAUUAUUUUACAUGCAAAGAAGCGCGCAAAUUUGUAUAUAUAUAAAAGAGGUGCAAUUAUGCUAGAGGCAAUAAUUCGAGAAAAACUCAACGAAAUCAUGAAUAAAGCGAUAAGUGCAUAUGAUGAUGAAAAAUAUCAAGAGUUCAUUAAUGUGCUUUCUGAAGAAUAUGAUAAAGACAAACGCCUCUUAAUAGAGUACUCUGAUAAAUUUGUUUGGAUAAACACGGAUGAUAUAGUGAAUACGCUUAAAAGUCAUGGUUUCAGAUCGGAUGGUAUUGCAUAUUUACUUGUUGUGCUUGGUGAAGUUUUAGGUAGUGGAAAAAUAAAAAUAGAAGGUUUCACACAUGCUGCUUUGAAAGCUUGUGCACGAAGAUUUUUUGAACUGGCGCUGAGUUACGAACUUGUGGAGGAGGCAAAAGAGCUAGAUAAAUGCACCAGCAAAUUACGACAAACCAGUCAAGGGAGCUUUGAUAGUGGUAAACUUAAAAAUUCUAUGCCAUUAAAAGAGAGUCCAAUAAUGGCACUAGUAUACCUACAAGACUCUAUAGAAAUGCCCUUUUUUUCAAGACUUGAGGAAAUACGUAAUAUUGCAAGAAUUAAUUUUGCAAUUCUUAAUAUAUUCGAAUUUUGUAUGGACGCAGAUGAAGUGGCUAAAAAAAUGGUUAAAGAAGUUCAAAAAUCUGUAAGGGAAAAUUACCAAUAUGUAAGCAAAGCUAAAUUACGCUUAGAAGUCUUGGAGGAUUUCUUGAGGAUUAUUAGUGGUGAAGAUCUAUCUGAUCCAUCUUUUUUCAUCACAUUUCCCGUUGCAACAACGCAACCGGUUUACUUUGAACAUUUGGCUGAAAAAGAAGCUAAAAUUAGCAUGUUAAAUAGUUUACGUCAUUGGCAAUCUGCUCAAAAAAAUUACAAUAUUGUGCGUGAACUAGACCCUGAUAAUCCGAUUUAUUCCCUUGGAUAUGCAAAAUGCUUAUUAAAAUUAUCUAAAUAUACUCAAGUUAUCAAGCUUUCUGAUACAUGUUCAGCCUUAAAUUCAUUAUCAGAAUACUGGUAUUUUCGUAGUGUAGCUUAUUUUAAGCAAAACAAGUAUAUAGACGCUAUGUCAUGCAAUUCUGAGGCACUAAAUUUGGAUCCUGGAAAUAAUUCAGCUGGUAAACAUAGAGAACUUAUCAAAAAAUUAAAUGUAAAUAAUAUAAUUGAACAACACAAUGAUCGCUAUAAAAGAGUGUUAAUAUAUGAAAUAGAUUAUUUGAAGCAUGCCCACAAUAAUGAGCGUCCUAUCUACCAUAUUUUAUCAAUUGAUGGAGGAGGAAUACGCGGGGUAUUGCCUGCAUUAUGGCUUAGCGAGAUAGAAUAUCGUACUCGUAGACCCAUUUCUCACCUAUUUAAUAUGAUAGCUGGAACAUCGACUGGUGGAGUCAUUGCUGCUGGAUUAUCGGCACCACAUUUCAAACCUAUCUACAAGACAAAUGAUCAUAUUGAAUAUGAAUAUUCAAAUUUAAUUCCACUAUUUUCAGCAUCGGAAUUAUUGAACCUUUAUAAGAACGAAUCCAAAAAUUUGUUCACUACGUCAGCAUCAUUGUUCAAUAUACCUAUAUUGUCCAAAAUAUACAAUAAGUAUACAGAUGAGGGUCGUUAUACUAUGUUUGAAAAGUUUUUUGGUAAAACAAGGUUAAGACAUUCUCUUACUGAAUUGGUUAUUCCUACUGCAAAUGAAGACUACUCGCAUUUAUUUACUCGCUAUGAUGCAAAAAAUAUCGAGACAAAUGAUACAUUCGUUGACAUAUUAAUGGCAGCAACAACCGCACCUACGUUUUUUCCGCCUUAUAAAAUCGGUAAUAAAACUUUUAUAGAUGGUGGAAUACAUCUUAAUAACCCAGCGUCAACUGCUUAUAAUGAGGCUAUUCGAUAUAAUGUGCCAGAGAAAAAUAUUUCAGUGCUUUCUCUGGGUACUGGAUGUUAUUUACCAGAUUCUUCAGAUCCUGAUCAAUAUAAUUUACUUUUUUGGGCACAAAAUCUUCCUCGAUUGAUGAUAUCUACACAAGAAAGUGAUACGGAUCGUGAGCCUAUAAAAUUAGAUGACCAUGAAAGUAUUCCUUAUCUUUUAGAAUUAGGCUAUCAAUAUAUAGAAGAGCUUGAUUGUUCUGAUGACAAUCCUAUAAAUAAGUUG
This is a messenger RNA of Racocetra persica, 3480 nucleotides long. The record is from the annotation of a GenBank genome assembly. Lineage: Eukaryota; Fungi; Glomeromycota; Glomeromycetes; Diversisporales; Gigasporaceae.